Canariomyces notabilis is the source of this 573-nucleotide messenger RNA. RefSeq lists its product as uncharacterized. The record is from RefSeq and is a predicted model, not a curated record. Bases 1 to 573 code for a protein of 190 amino acids. NCBI's taxonomy places the organism in Eukaryota, Fungi, Ascomycota, Sordariomycetes, Sordariales, Chaetomiaceae. The transcript is spliced from 3 exons.
AUGGCUACCUUUACCAAGAACGACGAUGCCGAGGCGCCUGCCGGCAGAGACUCCCUGCUGCAGAUCUUCACCGAGCGGGAGCAGCUGAUCAUUCUCCAUGGUUUUCUCACCAUGCAAGAUUCCGUCCCGAAGAUCGACUACGCCAAAGUCGCUGAGCGCAUGGGCCUGAACCCUCGCACGAUCGGCAACGCCUGGGGCGCCAUCAAGAAGAAAAUCUCUGCCUUCGACAAGGAGGACCGCAAACGCAAGGGCCUCCCCGAGCAGGACGAUGACGACAAGUCCGAUGAGGACACCCCGAAGGCCAAAUCCAAGCCCACUCCCAAGCGCGCUCGUACCACCAAGGCCGUCCCGGGCACCCCUGGCACUCCGACCCCCAAGCCAAAGAAGACUCCCGGCCCUGGCCGCGGCAGGAAAAGCGCCAAGACUUUGCUUUCAGCUGCUCGUGCGGUUACUGAUGACGAGGAGGAGGAGAUCAUCAAGAAGGAAGAGGCGGCCAUGAAGCGUGAGCUUGUGGCUGAGGAGGCCGAUGACGACGCCGCCACUGUGGUUGCUCCUGAUGCUGCUGAGAUCUGA